Molecule: messenger RNA, 1329 nt
Organism: Colletotrichum acutatum
Lineage: Eukaryota; Fungi; Ascomycota; Sordariomycetes; Glomerellales; Glomerellaceae
Product: Golgi transport complex subunit 5-domain-containing protein
Exons: 1
Coding region: 1-1329 (442 amino acids)
Biological process (GO): intra-Golgi vesicle-mediated transport
Cellular component (GO): COG complex
Source: RefSeq, a predicted model, not a curated record
AUGACCGCCCGCGAAGAAGAGGAUCCCUCCUACAUCGACUACGAAGCCUUCCUCGACCCCGAAUUUAGCCCCUCCUCCUUCGCAAACACCCUCGUCCUCGCAACCAACAACCCCAACGAUGCGCCCCUCGAUCUCUCGACCCCUCUCUCCCGCGUCCUCUUCGAUACUCAAGAAAUUGACUCACACAUCGAUGUCCUGACGACAAAGUCGGCUGCUCCUCUCCUGCAGUACACGAAAGAGCAGACGACAUCCAGCAAGCGCAUCAUCUCGGAGCUCGACGCCCAGAUCAAGAACCUAAACGACAGCUAUAAGCAGCUCGAGAAGGAGGUCAUUGAUAAGCAUGCAGAGGCUGAGGAGGUGCGACAAGUUGCUACACGGCUUUGGGAGACGCUGAAGCUUGGUCGCUCCGUGGGACGCUGUCUGCAGCUUGGGAGACAGCUUGAGGUCCAGCACGCUGAGAUAGCGGGAUCUAGCGUCAGUGCUGCGGCCGCUGCUGCUGGAAAGAAAGAGGACCACCGCGCACUGGUACGAUGUUCGCAUACCAUCUUGUCGCUACGAGAGGUGCUUGACAACACAGCGCCUGGGGAAGAGGGUCACGGUCUAGGCAAGGUCGAUGCGAUUCGCACUCUUCGGGAGUCUAUAAUUACACCGGUUGAGCGGUCUGUCAAGGAGACGGCAGAAAAGAUCAUUCGCGACUUUGCAAUUCCCAACUCGGCUACCUUUGCGCAGGGCGAGGAAGUCAAGGCCAGGACCGUAUCGGCUAUGGUCACACUCUUCCUGCUCUCCCCGGCACCGACGCAAAAGACGGAACGAUGGACGCCGCAGCUACUCCUGCAAAGUCUAGAGACAUACUUCCGCUCGGCGUUACAGUCAUCCAUCGCCUCGCUCUCGCGGUCGCUAGGCCAGCUUCCCUCACUCGAACGUACUCUUGCUGAGAUCUCAGCGCGGUGUCAAAACAUUGUCGCUCUGGAGCUCGUUCUCGAAUCGACUAAGCUGCCAGCGCAUCCGCUUGUGUCGGCGCCGCAGAAACAGACCAAUAUGUUGCAGCCUCUCCUGGCAUACCUUGAGACGGGAAGUCUACCGAGUUACUUCUGGCGGACGAUGGCUGGAAACCUGGGCACGAGGGUCCAGGAGAUUGUGAAUCGGGGUGGGGUGUCUGCGCGUACACUGAGGUCCAAUAGGGCGAGCGUUGGGGAUGCUGUGAGGGAGUGUGUCGUUAGAGGAUGCCAGAUGCCGAGUGCAUUGAAGGGCAAGGGGAGAGGGGAAGGUAAUUGGGACCGGGAGGUCGCUGUCAUGGUUGGCAGUGUUGUCAAUAACCUCGGUCGGUAA